UUAGUGUCAGUUAUGACCACUAGCUCUCUCUUUCUCUCUCAUUCAAAAAUAGCUUGAUUCAAGAAUGUGAAUAUACCUCUCUCUCUCUCUCUCAUUUCAAAGUUUAAAACUUUAGUUGGAAUCGUGUAGAUCACAAUGUGGCAAGUUGCUUUGGGGGCAGCAUUUGCAGCAGGAUCUGGGUUUCUAGCUAAAAGGCUAAUCAAUCCAAAUGCCCCUCUACCCUCCACCCAAAAUGACCAAGAAUCUGAUCAACCCAAAGACCAAAAUGGUCUCAGCUCGUCCAGUUUUGUUGACCAAGAUUCAAAUUUUACUGGGGAAGUUGGGGCAAAGGAGGAGUCUUUGGGUGAUCAAUCAAUCUUUAGGUUUUCCAGUUCUCCAGGUUCAGAAAGAGGGCCCAGCAAGAACAGUGGGUGUGGGUCUUGCAGGAACAAGCAGGGAAAUGUGGAGGGGUUUAAGAGAGAUAAGGAUGGGAGGAUGGUGAAGAAGUGUGGGUUCAAGAAGGGUGGAAUGGGGGGGUUAGAUCAUAGAUGCAGUGGGAGUGGGAAGAAGUUCUAUGUUUGUUUGAAGAAGAGAAGAACCAGCAAAACUGCCCCAGGAAAAUGUGAAUCUUGUUCUUCCAAUAAAGGAAAUUCAGUUUUCGGUUGGGGUCUUGGUAUUGGAAUGAUGUGCAUGAUGUCAGCCCGGGGAGCUGAAAUCAAUAAGCUCAACGUUGCAAUGGACGAAACCUCAAAGAUUUCGGGGGAUAUGAAGGAAGAGCAUAAUAUGGAGCCUGAAUUUGUUAAGUUAUGCACUGAGAAUAGAAAUGGCAAGAGAAUCUUCGGCUUUGCUGUAACCGAGGAAGGUGAAUACGCGAGUAGCGUUCUUACAGAGGAGCUGCAGCCCGAAGCUCGGGAAAUGGAUGAGCUCGAAGCAGAACUUGAAUCUGAACUGCAGAAACUUGAUGGUUCUGGCUCUGAAGUAAGAGAAGAUAUUUAUGAGAAUGGAGAUUUGGAUGAAGAUAUGAAUUCGUAUGAACUCAACGGAGUUCCUCCCUCUGAACUGCGCCAGAAAUUGUGCCAAGUACUCAUCGAGCAACAGGAAAGCCAGAUAGUGGAGUUAGAAUCUGAGCUGCAAAGGUCGCAUCGCAAACUCCACGAGAAAGAAACCGAGCUCCAAGCACUCAAGGACUGUGUUCGACGCCUCACCGACUUUUCUUUAGAUGAAGACACAGAAGGCCAUUCAAGAAUGAUUGUUGACAAUGAGGAGAAGCAGAAUAUGGGUGGUGACUUUAGGAAAUUAAUGGUUGGGAGCAAAAGAACAUCAAUGGAGUUUUGAGCAAAAAAACAUCAAUUAGUGGAUAAGUAGACCAACAAAAUACCCCUCUCGGGGAAAGUCUGACCGAGAACUCUUUAGCUUGGUGUAUACAUAGUCUAGGUCUGAUCGAUAACUCUUUAAUCGGGCAUAUAUAUAGUCUACUUAUCGGGCAUAUUUGAAGCUCACGUAUAAACUCUAAUCAUGUAGUUGUAUUUGUAACCCGCUUAUUUAUCAACUGUUUUAAACUGUUGGGUUAUAUCUUUCGUUUUUUAAGAUUUGAAUGUACCCGUUACAUAUGCAAUGUCUUGUCAACUUGGUUGAGGUUUGAAUUGACUCUUCAGCCCAACUUUAGUUGGACUUGCUAAUACUCAAGAUUA
Molecule: messenger RNA, 1670 nt
Organism: Ipomoea nil (Japanese morning glory)
Lineage: Eukaryota; Viridiplantae; Streptophyta; Magnoliopsida; Solanales; Convolvulaceae
Exons: 5
Coding region: 136-1314 (392 amino acids)
Biological process (GO): asymmetric cell division
Source: RefSeq, a predicted model, not a curated record